AUGGUGAAUCGUGAAGGGGUGAAGAAUCUUUGGAAUCGCGUGUACACAGGAGCUUUCCGUAACCUCAUUGUUACACCUGAACAAUUUUUUCCUGAAGGUGGACAUAUUCCACGUCUCGCGCUGAUGUCAAAGGACCAGAAUUUUAUCAAAUGGAUUGGUUUCUUUUUCAUUGACGAAGCACAUUUUAUUGUUACAGCUGGAGAGCCCAAGCCAGGCGAGAAGCUUGCAUUCCGCACAGCACAUGGCAAGCUUGCCGAAGUACUGCUGCAAUUCCCAGUCGAUGUUCUCGUCACCCUCUUCUCGGCAACUCUACCUCACGAAAUGCUCCAGCGGAUCAUCAAAUCUCUGAAUCUUCCGAGGGAUCAGACAGAUACUUUCAUGCUUACCACCAACCGCCCCAAUGUCAGUGAUGCAGUGAUUCCCAUGGUCGAUUCCAUCAAAAAUUUCAGCAACCUCGAUUUUCUUGUGUCCGAGCCGUUUCAUCCACCAAUGUCCUAUCCUCCGAAGUCCCUCAUAUUCAUAGAUCACAAACUCAGUACUGCGGCUGUCGCAAGAUAUCUCAACACUCGCUUACCCGAGGCAGUUCGACGUGUAUUCAAGUUUCGGCACCUCCAUUCCAGCAUGUCCGUGGAACACAACGAAAUGGUGUUCGACGAGUUCCGAAAGCCAGAUGGGCUUGUUCAGGGCAUAGUUGCAACUUCGGGAGCGUCCGCUGUGACUGGAAUCAAUGUCCGCGACAUACGGCUCGUGGUCCAAUUCGGUAUCACUAUCGAUGUCUCUGAGCAUGAACAGCGGGCUGGACGAGGCGGAUGGGACCGGGGGCCUUGUCAUGUCUUGAUGAUCGUGGAAAAGUGGGCAUACAAGAGCACCAACGACACUCAAGUCUUGCACAAAGGGAAACCUACGGCAAAAGAGCGACGUACCGAUCCAGCUAUGCUCGACUUUGUGAACACUUCUACGUGCCGUCGACAAUUCCUAGCUGAAUAUAAUGGUGACACGACAGCCGAAGCUUUCGAAUACAACAGCGCAUUUUGUUGCGACCAGCAUCUUGACACGACCACGAACAUCAACUACUUUCUGCCUGGACAAACGUUACCAUUGAUCGCUCUGCAAGUUAGACUCGAUUCGGAAACAAAAAGUGUUCAUCUACAAGCCCAGCCCAAGAAGACACACAAAAAAUACCGUCCAACAAAGCAGCGCCCACCAUUGGAAGAACUGCUCCAAGCCUGGCGGAAGAAUGCCCUCUCCAAUGACGACAUCACUCAAGGCUGGCUAGAUGAAUGGGUUCUUUCCGAUCUGAGUAUAAGCAAGCUCGCACGAGAAGAAGAGGCUGCUUUUGAAUCAACUGCUGACGUGGUCUCGUUUCUGGAGGAGAGCAGCGAAUGGGCAGAUUCCUAUGGCGAGCAGGUUCACAGUGUCAUUGAUGGUUACAACAGGUCCCUCCCAAAGAAGCCCACACGAGCAGGUAAAAGACCUCUCACCUCCAAUCAGAUGCCGUUCGAGCUGGAGUCGGAGAACAACACAACACUAGUCAACUCAUACAACCCCACAUCGUCUCCGCAGUCCAGUCGAUGUGCAACACCGGAUCUCGAUCUUCCUCUUUCUGCUGCUGUUCGACAUCCACGUUCUGAAUCUGUUUUCAAGUCACCAAACCCGCAGCCAAAGAAAAGGGCAUUUAAGUUGAUAGGCAUGGAUGGUUCUAGAAUAUUAGAAUGGGACUGCUAA
Suillus clintonianus is the source of this 1725-nucleotide messenger RNA. Its product is annotated as P-loop containing nucleoside triphosphate hydrolase protein. The transcript is spliced from 5 exons. The coding region runs from base 1 to 1725 and encodes 574 amino acids. Gene Ontology annotation, biological process: double-strand break repair via homologous recombination. Gene Ontology annotation, molecular function: four-way junction helicase activity; 3'-5' DNA helicase activity. Lineage: Eukaryota; Fungi; Basidiomycota; Agaricomycetes; Boletales; Suillaceae. Gene Ontology annotation, cellular component: chromosome; cytoplasm. The record is from RefSeq and is a predicted model, not a curated record.